UGCGCCUACGGACCCGGCAGUUUCCUGCGAGUUGAGCGGUCCGGGUACCCUACCGCGGGACAACGCCACGAGCGUCAGGGCUUCCCGCGGCUCGUAGGCAUGGCCUCCUUGCUCGCCAAGGACACCUACCUGCAGGACCUGGCCAGGAAGAUCUGCGUUCAGCGCGGCCCCGAGCGGCCGAAGCGCGAGCGGGGUAACGCGGGAUUGGCCGGGUCGGCCCGGGGCCGGGCCUGGGCCUGCAGCGGUUUUCCCCACCUGAUGGCCCGAGCGCCCCUUGCAGAACAGAGCCUGCACUUUGCCGGGAGGAAGCAGCGCUUUUGACAGCUGCCCCGUCGCCGUUUCCUGUGUCAGCCCGAACCCCUGCGCUAAGAGGAGACUCGGCCGGCGCGGGUGGCUCGGGGACAGUGGGGAGAUCGGUUGGGCAGAAGAGCCUUUCCCGGAGCCUGCGGAGAAGGAGGGAAAAAGAGGGUUUAGGGUCUCCCCCAGAGGGGAACGCAGGAGUGGGGCCUGCAAGUGGACCCCGAGGAGGUCAGCAGGGUUCCCAGGGAACUAGCAAAUACAUCAUAGGAUUCCUUCUGGUAAAAAGAAAAUGCUUGGGGCUGGGGAUUUAGCUCAGCGGCAUAAGCACCUGCUUUGCAAGUGCAUGGUCGUGAGUUUGAUCCCUGGUACCGAUAAAAAUAAAUAAAAGAAAAUGCUUGUUAUACGAAAUUUUGAAAUUUAAGCAAGUUUCUCGCUCUUAGUUGUAACCACAUUUUGUCUUUCUAGGCUUUGUGUGUGAGUUGUGAACUUUGAAACUGUAGUUUACAUUCUGUUGUGGAAUUUAAAUUGUGCAUAUUUUCCUCACCCCUGAAAGUGAGAGCCUGCUGCAAAUGGAUGUUUGGGGGGGGGGGUUCCUGGUUUUCUCUUAGAUAAUGUUAUGGGAAUACCCUUGAAGCUGGACCUUCUUGGGUAAUUCUUACAGUAGAAUGCGUGCGAAGGUGUUUGGUUUUUGAUCUGUGGUUACUCUGCUCCUAGUCAGUGUGUGGUUCCAGCUUUGGGAAGGAUAGGGCCUGCUGGCCCCUGCGCCAUGCUUCUCUCAGUGCAUGCUUGCUGGUAAAGCUCAAGGUUCAGAAGCUGCUGGACCACCAAAAAAGAAAAGGAAGAAGACACAAAAGAAGUCCCGAGAGGGGAAACAGAAAUCUUCAGAGCACAAGGCCAAGUCUGUGGAGGUGAAAUCUCCAGUGGCUUCUGGGGCCAGAAAGCCAGCAGCAGUGAUGCAGGAGGAGGUUUCCAGUGCCACGAGAGCCCCUGCAGAUGGCCGUGCCACAGAACCUGGCUCCGUUUUUGCCUUGGACAUCCUGAGAGAGCGACUGCACAAGAAGAUCCAGGAGGCCCGGGGCCAGGGCAGCACCAUGGAGCUGUCUGCGACCACUCUGGAGAAACGGCGCCGGAGAAAGCAGGAGCGGGAACGCAAGAAGAGGAAACGGAAGGAGCUGCUUGCCAAGAAGAAGGCAGCCCAGGCUGAGGAGGCUCAGGAGAAGGAGGAAGUGGCCAAGGUGGCUCCAGGGACUGCCUGUGCAAAGCCCAAAGAGCCAGUGCUGAUUUUCAACAAGGUGGAGGUGAGCGAAGAGGAGCCAACCAGCAAGGCCCAGCGCAGGAAGGAGAAGCGGCAGCAGGUGAAGGGGAACCUGACGCCGCUGACAGGCAGGAACUACCGGCAGCUGCUGGAGCGCCUGCAGGCGCGGCAGAGCCGACUAGAGGAACUGCGGGAGCAGGAUGCGGGCAAGGCCCAGGAGCUGGAGGCCAAGAUGAAGUGGACCAACCUGCUGUACAAGGCAGAGGGCGUGCGCAUCCGGGACGACGAGCACCUGCUGGAGGAUGCGCUGAAGCGCAAGGAGAAGCGGCGGGCGCAGCGGCAGCGCCGCUGGGAGAAGCGCUCAGCGCAGGUGGUGCAAAAGAUGCAGCAGCGGCAGGACAAGCGGCGCCAGAACCUGCGAAAGAAGCAGGCAGCUCGGGCCGAGCGGCGCCUGCAGAAGGCCCGAAAGAAGGGCCGGGUGCUGCCACAGGACCUGGAGCGAGCCGGCCUCGCCUGAGCCCUGCUGUGACCCUUGCCUGGCCCAGUGUCCAGCACAGUUCUUUCUGCACCUUCCCACCUGUGGCUGCUGUCUCUGCCCAGGCGCUGUGGUGCUGCGCUGUCCCCUAGUCCCUAGACCUCAGGUCCCCAUGAGAGGACACGGUCCUGGUGUCCCAGAACUGGGACCCCGCAGCUGGGAUUGUGUAUCCAUGCAAGAGUUACCUUAGUCACGUCCUCAGAUCGUGGUGUGGGGUCACCCAGGUCCCCCAGCAGCCUGUGAGGUGGGAGCACCUCUGGAAGCUUUCCAGUUAGGAAGAAGAAGCCGGGUGGCAGCCAGGAGAUUGGGCCACAGCUGCCUUAUUUCAGUCCUCAGCAGGGAGGGGGCAGCUGGCUUCACAGAAGCUGCAGGGACCAGGUGCGAUUCCGAGUCUGGAUACCAAGGCUCCCACCAAGCCAGUGUUCUCUGUAGUCCCUCAUGGUGUCCUCACAGCUCAGAACCCAGGGCAGGAGUAUCUCCCCAGAUCCCGGCCACAUGGACGCAUCUGGGCAGCCACUGGCUUGAGGGCCAUGGUUGGCACCUCUUGGAGCUGGUACCAGAAGCAUGGGUGGGGCAGUGGUGUAGACAUGGUUAGGAAGCCUGGGUGUUCCUCCAGGCAGCAAAUCCACCUAGCUGAGCCUGCAGCUGGUGAGAAAUGGGGCAGACAGGCUCCAGUGAGCAGCGCUUUCCUGUGCUCAAGGCUCCCUGGCUGUGCUGUGUUGUGGAGUCUCAUCUGACAGGAAGCUAGGCGAGUGUCAGGCCCAGCAGCUGGGCAAGUCCUGGGAUUGGGGACCCUCAGGUCUUCCUUGAGCUGUGCUGUCUGCCUGUAGGAGUGGACAGACAGCAGCCUCUGGGCUGUGACCACCUGGGGAAGGGAGCUGGGCCUGAGCACUUUGUCCCAGGCAGGGCUCCUGUCCAGGCACUUGGUCCUGGCCUGGCCACUGUGGAUGGUGGUGUGAGCUGUCCCCUUCUCCUGGCUUCUAUCCUUCAAGGCGAGACCCCAAUAAAUGGCUUUCACUGCUAA
Messenger RNA from Cavia porcellus (domestic guinea pig), 3114 nucleotides. RefSeq names its product surfeit 6 (gene Surf6). The record is from RefSeq and is a predicted model, not a curated record. Bases 1083 to 2072 code for a protein of 329 amino acids. The transcript has 5 exons. Gene Ontology annotation, molecular function: DNA binding; RNA binding. Gene Ontology annotation, biological process: ribosomal small subunit biogenesis; ribosomal large subunit biogenesis. Gene Ontology annotation, cellular component: nucleolus. NCBI's taxonomy places the organism in Eukaryota, Metazoa, Chordata, Mammalia, Rodentia, Caviidae.